This is a messenger RNA of Thalassophryne amazonica, 1830 nucleotides long. It is a transcript of the gene vgll2b, whose product is annotated as vestigial-like family member 2b. Gene Ontology annotation, biological process: regulation of transcription by RNA polymerase II. The transcript is spliced from 4 exons. The coding region runs from base 242 to 1165 and encodes 307 amino acids. Gene Ontology annotation, cellular component: nucleus. The record is from RefSeq and is a predicted model, not a curated record. Lineage: Eukaryota; Metazoa; Chordata; Actinopteri; Batrachoidiformes; Batrachoididae.
GGAGAUGUACAGGACAUGCUUGCUCCACGAUCCGCUCCAUAAUCUGCAAUCGCAGCUGUUGUGGCGCACACAGAGUGAGCGGAGAGGUGCGCUCUUUCUGCAGUGACCAUGCCGAGUCUGGCACGGGCUUUUCACCUCUGAUCGGUGACCACCGAGUUCCAUUCUCUGCUACAUAAACGGAAUGUUUUGGCUCUUCCUCUCAGCAAAGCCCGCAGAAGAGUGAAGCCGCCGCUCAUUUACCAUGAGCUGUUUGGAUGUUAUGUACCCAGCCUAUGGACAUUACGCACCGUACGCACAGACUGCUCCUGCUUUUAUCAAUAGUUUACAGGCACCCGCCAGCUUGAGCAGCGCUCCGACUCACUGCCGGGAUUUUAUGGACACUCCCAGGGGUCCCGAAGGGAUGUCUGGGGGCCCGGGUACCGGAGGAUCAACUUCUUCCUCUUCCUCCUCUUCGUCCUCCUCAUCCUCCUACACGCCCGCGGCUUCGCGGCCAGAGGAGGGCCCCAAGGAGAAGCAGGAGGCCCCCGAAGCAGAGUACCUGAAUUCGCGCUGCGUCCUCUUCACCUACUAUCAAGGAGACAUCAGCAGCGUGGUGGACGAACACUUCUCCAGGGCGCUCAGCUCUUACAUGGAUGGAGAGGGCAAACGGCGUGCGCCAGACCAUCCGGGCACAGAUACCCCUUCGCCUGGCAGUCGACGAAGCUUCCCUCCGUCUUUCUGGGACAGUAACUACACCUCUCCCCAAAACCGCUCCCACUGUGACACGGGAGCACCCUCUUAUUCCAUGGACCCAUACUCCUCUGGGCUUCACCCGGGUCUGCCGCACCCACACGCUCAUCCUCACCCACAUGCCCAUCCACACUCCCACUCUCACCCACCAGAGACCUGGGGCUACACCCAAGCUCAAGCCUACGGCCCCCCGAGGCCUCUCCAUGAACUGUAUUCACCCACGGCCCUAGAGCCUCACUAUGGGCCCUUGCUCAUGCCCACGGUGCGGCCACCUCACCUGCCAACAUUGCCAAGCCACUAUGAAGUGAGCAAGCUGGAGCCGUCUCCCUCUUGGCCCAGUCUGCUCCCACCAGGAGACGUCAGCCAGUCCCUGGCCCUCAACAUGGAUUCAGGCCUCCAGCAACACAAGAAAGGCAAGGAGCUGUACUGGUUCUAACGAGCCCUUCAGUCACAUUGACCAGCCAUUACCAGAUCCAAUUAGUCCCUGGACCCGCUCUGCUAUUGAAGCAGCGUGUCCCAUUAUCCAACCCGCACCCACCCCCUCAGUGCACUCCAUCCUCGUCUAUCCAACUGGUCCCUGUGCUCCUGGCCUCCCCUGCCAGAACGCAGCCCCGCUCCAGGUUGACGCAUGUGCACCAUGGAGAUAACACAUGGAGGACAACGCGCUCUGCAGUCUCAUUUGUGCCGUAGUGCUCUCCGGGUCUCUGUGUUACUGCCGGUGCACCAUAGACUUUGGCAAAGCAUAAGCUGCGGUGACCUGUUUGGACUUGGAAAGACAGGAUCACAACAGACUUUUGAAGAGGACGAGAGGCACGGUCACAGGGACGGAGCGGUGAAGAGUGACAAGAAGAGAUUUCCUCCAACAUCCCUGAUUAUCUGUGUCGCAUACUUUUUUUCUUUUUGUACUGUGGUUAUGAUUAUCCAAUUAUCUGCAUUUCACAAAUGCAAUAUGCAGCGAUAAGAGAAAUAAUCACAGCAGUUAUCAUUCAGUUAUAUUAUUUUUGCGCUCUGAAAUAAAGCGUUUCUAUUUAUUGGUGUUUAUGGUUGUUUCUUGCUUAUAGGCCAGUGCUCUGAAUUUACUGUGGUUCAGUUUGUUUUCCA